CCGGAAGUUUAAUUAUUAUUGGGGCGAUCCUCCAUAGAUUCAGCUUGCGCUGCAGUGCUGAGCUGAACUCAUUCGGCGCCGAGAAUUACAUUGCAGUGUAAUUAACGUCAAAUUAAAACAAACGAUUUAGUUGAAAUAAUUGGGUCAUCAUCGAAUAGGGAGCGGCACUUCUGCACACCUUUGAGCAGCAGUAUGAUGCAGGCAGGAGUCUGUCUGAGACAGGACACUGAGACAACACUACCAGAGCUCACUGAGCAGCACAGGAUCAGACAGAAAGAAGAGGAAUUCAGUGGACUGGAGUUUGUCCACAUGGCAGAGUCAGAGACAGUGUGUGCUGCACCAGGACUCAACACACUGGAGCCAGAGUGUGUUACAGCACACAGCGGGGUCAGUGAUGUACACCACACACACGCAUCCCUGAUUAAAACAGAAACUGAUCUUGGCUGCAUCCACACUAAGAAUUUAAUGAAGACAGAGAGCCUCGCCACAGAGCUGGGAUAUGUAACCCAACUGCAUCCUGACCAAAUCAAAACAGAGGCUGAAGAUGGAGGAUACCUUAAAGCAGAACACAUCAGUGACUUGCAGGAUAUUAAAUAUGAUGAUGUUAAAUGUGAACAAGUGAAGUGUGAAUCCAGUGAAUGUUUAAUGAGUGACAUCAGGAAUACUGUGAAAUAUGGAGCUGCUGUUGAUCACAAACACCAGCCUGAACCAUGGCAGUGUGCAGGAGGUGGGGACUUAAAUCAUCACUGCAAUGUAAAUAAUGAGAAUAAUCAGACCACAGUUAUCCACAACAGUGCAAACAGUUGCAAGAAACGUAUAAAUUGUCUGAGAACGAAUGGGAUGGUUGAACGCAUGAUAAUUAAUUCAAGUAAAAACCCCAGUCUUUUGAAUUUCUUUCAAAAGAAGACAAUUCGUAGAAAUAAAGGCGAAAUUCAUAAAGGUGAAAAGGCGUUCAAUUGUGCACAGUGUGAGAAGUGUUUUGAUACAAAGUCUAAUUUAAAGACCCACCUGAGAAUUCAUUCAGGUGAAAAUCCUUAUACAUGUUCUCAGUGUGAGAAGUGCUUUAAUACAAAAUCUAAUUUAAAGACCCACCUGAGAAUUCAUACAGGUGAAAAGCCAUUCAAGUGUGCACAGUGUGAGAAGUGUUUUAAUACAAAAUCCUAUUUAAACAGUCACCAAAGAAUGCAUACAGGUGAAAAGCCCUACAAAUGUAAUCAUUGUGGGAAUGGCUUUUCCCAGGCAUCUAAUUUAAAUACCCACCUGAGAAUUCAUUCAGGUGAAAAUCCUUAUACAUGUUCUCAGUGUGAGAAGUGCUUUAAUACAAAAUCUAAUUUAAAGACCCACCUGAGAAUUCAUACAGGUGAAAAGCCAUUCAAGUGUGCACAGUGUGAGAAGUGUUUUAAUACAAAAUCCUAUUUAAACAGUCACCAAAGAAUGCAUACAGGUGAAAAGCCCUACAAAUGUAAUCAUUGUGGGAAUGGUUUUUUCCUGGCAUCUCAUUUAAAUACCCACUUGAGAAUUCAUACAGGUGAAAAGCCCUACAAAUGUACUCAUUGUGGGAACUGCUUUUCCCAGAUAUCUCAUUUAAAUAGCCACUUACGUUUUCAUUCUGGUGAAAAGCCCUACAAGUGUACACAGUGCAGUAAGUGUUUUCGUACAAAAUCUGAUGUUAAUUUACACCUCAGAAUUCAUACAGGUGAAAAGCCAUACAAGUGUACACAGUGCAGUAAGUGUUUUCGUUCAAAAUCUGAUUUUAAUUCACACCUGAGAAUUCAUACAGGAGAAAAGCCAUACAAGUGUGUGCUAUGUGAGAAGUGUUUUCAUACAAAUUCUGAUUUAAAUAAACACCUGAGAAUUCAUACAGGUGAAAAGCCAUACAAGUGUACACAGUGUGAGAAAUGUUUUCGUGCAAAAUCUGAUUUAAAUUCACACCUGAGAAUUCAUACAGGUGAAAAACCAUUCAAGUGUGCACAGUGUGAGAAGUGUUUUAAAACAAAAUCUAAUUUAAAUACUCACAUGAGAAUUCAUACAGGUGAAAAGCCUUACACAUGCUCUCAGUGUGAGAAGUGUUUUAAUACAAAAUCUAAUUUAAAUACCCACCUGAAAAUUCAUACAGGCGAUAAAGCGGCAGUGUAGUAUAAUGGGUAAGGAGCUGGGCUUGUAACUUAUUCGAUUCCCGGAUAGGAUGCUGCCGUUGUAGCAAGAUACUUAAUCUGCACUGCGUCAGUAUAUGUCCAGCUGUAUGAUUGGAUGCAAUGUAAAUGCUAUGUGAAAAUGUUGUGUAAGUCACUCUGGAUAAGAGCGUCUGCUAAUUGCCUGUAAUAAUAAGUGUGCUUCGUGUGAAAAGUAUUUGUAAUAAAAAAUCAAAUUUAAAUACCCACCUGAGAAUUCAUACAAGUAAAAAGCCCUACACCACGAGCAAUGUGUUUUUGUGCAAAAUCAGAUGUGUGGGAAGUGUUUUUGUAGAUUUAAUACACACCUGAGAAUUCAUUCAGGCGAAAAGACCUACACCACGAGCAAUGUGUUUUUGUGCAAAAUCAGAUUUUAAUAUACACGUGAAAAUUAAUAGAGGUGAAAAGCCAUACAAGUGUACACAGUCUGAGAAAUGUUUUAAUAAAUAAUCUGAUUUAAAUAUGAACCUGAGAAUUCAUAGAUGAGGAACCAUCCAUAUGAACACAGAGGCAUAAGUGUUCUAACAAAAAAAUCUCCCUUAAAUACACAAAAAUGCGAAAUGCCCUACACUAGGGAUUUGUAUUUGUAUCUGUGUUUGUUUAAACAGCAUAAUUAUUUGUAUUUUUAUUUGGAUAACAACCGAAAGUGGGUGUGGGAGGGUUUAACAUGGAAGCUGCAUUAACUGCCAAAAAUCCCAGAUAUUUUUUUCCAUUAUUAUUACUGGCGCUGCUAUUGUCGAGACAUUAAACCAUUUAAGGCGUGGUUUUACAAUGACAUCAACAAUAAUCAAGUUUAAGAACAUGUAAUUUUCUUUUUAAAGCUGUAUUUAACUAACAAUGACCUAUAGGUUAUAUAGCCAUAACAGGCUUCUCUAGCACUGAAGUAAACAAACAGUCAAAACCUAGUUACUCAUUCUUACUCUGGACUGCAUAGUACCUGUAUGAACCCCCCCACCUGAGCGCCACUGAAGUCUAUAAUAAACUGGAAAAAUGCUUUCAUAAUUUAAAAAAUAGUUCCUCAUUUUCAUUAUGAACUACUGUAUGCAGUGAACCCCUAAUUAAAUUUUUGAAAACUACACAAUGUAAGGCUAAAAUGUUUUUUUGAUUUUUGUUUGUUAAUAGUUUUUCUUCCCUCUUUGUUGAAGCCCCACUUUACCAUUAUGUUUUGUUUGCAUAAGCAUUGGUAAAUUAAAGAAAAAAAAAGGCUACUUAACCUGCAUUGCUUCAGUAUAUAUCCAGCUGUACAAAUGGAUGCAAUGUAAAUGCUAUGUAAAAUGUUGUGUAAGUCACUCUAGAUAAUGCCUGUAAUGCAAUUGCUCACCAACACCCCUGUAGUAGCCGCUGCCUUGCACGGACGUUCACUACGUAAUGUUUUAAGUCUUAACAUCGCAGUACAUGUCACAUUUACCACGAUUCCCGUCUUGCUAUGCCCACACUGUAUGACGAGGCAACAGCACAAGGUCACACAUUACGAGACAACGGACGGCACGUGUUGGCAGACAACGAAAAGAGAAGUUCGCCAUGGAUGAAGAGCAAGUGCCAGAAGUUAUCGGCAGUGCCUUUAUACGCGUGGAAAAACACAAAAAAAAAAAAAAAAAGAAAUCCAGAAUUUGGGUACGUGAGUGGUUGCCUCGUCUUCGCCAAAACAUAGACCAUUGGUAGCCUACAACAAAGAUAGCUGGAUUAAGAAUUAAAAUAUUGAUAAUGAGGACACAAGCUUCAUUCUUCUUAAUAUGGCUAUAACUGUUCCAAUUUUAGCUUUAAAAUGUUGUAGAUGUGUCAGCCAUACAGUAGGCCUACUUUACUUUGUCGCGAUGCAGGCUACAAUUGUGGGUUUAUGAAAAAUCAUUUCAGUAGCAUCAUUAACGUUUCUUUUUUGCACCACAUAAGCAGCAAUCUCAUUGGCCAAUGUGACAAAUUGCCUUGUCUUACCUGUCACACUACAAGAGGAGCAACUAAAAUAUCCACCAUUUGAACGUGAUCGGUGUGUUCCAGACAGGAUCGAGAGAAUGGGACAGCCAUUUAACGGAAGCGCAAUGACUCACGCUACGAGAGCAACAGUGCUCCUAAAGAAGCUUGCACUGUGCGGUUUUAACUCCAGUCUUUAAAAUUUUGGGACAUUCAGUUUCUUCAGUCUUGUCCUCAGAAAGUGAAAAGCAUGUCCAAUUGGAUUCAGGAUGGGUGACUGACUGGGCCAGUCAACAACACUCCACUUUUAGACCGGGAAAAGCUCCUUGGUUGCUUGAACAGUAUGUCGAGAGUCAUUGUCCUGAUGCAGGGUGAAGGAUAAGCCACUGAGUUUUGAUGCUUAUGGAUCUUUUGGUUGGAUUUCAGCAGACAAGGUGUUUCUGCACAGUCUAGAAUUAAUCCUACUGGUGCAGUCAUCGGUCACAUCAUCAAUAAAGAAAACUGAGCCAGUUCCAGUGGCAGCCAUGCACGUGCAAGCCAUAGCACUACCAUGAAACAUUUGUUUGUCCUAAAAAUUAUGAAGGCAUAUUUGUAUGAAUUAUCAAGUAGGGUAUUGGACACUCUGUUGGCAAGUCCAAUUAUCUUUUUUUCAAAAACACUUUGCACACUACAUGGGUAGGGCAGUUUUUAUUUCAUACAAAGCAUUUAGUGUAAAUUUCAUGCGCUUGUUUGGGAAAAACAUUUGCGACACAGAAGAUUUGUAGGCCUUCUCACCUAUACAUUCUCUAGAGGAUAUUAAAAAUAAGAUGGUGUUGAAAAGCUCUUCCAAAAAUCAGAACAUUUUUAUGGCUUUUCACCUGUAUGAAUGCUCUGGUGGCUAUUUAGAUAAGAUAAUCUGGAAAAGCACUUUCCACAUUGAGUACAUUUGUAGGGCUUUUCACCUGUAUGAAUUCUCUGGUGGACCUUUAAAUGAGAUGCAGACAAAAAGCACUUCCCACACUGAGGACAUUUAUAGGGCUUUUCACCUGUAUGAAUCAUCCUGUGAUAAUGUAAAGAACUUUUUUGAGCUAAACACUUCCCGCACUGCAUACAUUUGUAGGGCUUUUUACCCGUAUGAAUCGGCGCUGAUUGUCUCCAAUGUGCGUGGCUGAAGCUGUGUGAAACAUAUUGCGGACAGUAGAGUUAAGUAGAACGGUGUGAAUCGUUGGAAGCUCGAACAGUGUGAAGGGAGCCACGACAAGAACAGCUUCCGGUUGGCGAAAGAGAGACACAUUUCAUAAUAAAAGUUUGUAUUUACCUUCGCAUACAACUGCUUUAAUUAAUGAAGGACAUCUGAAAUGCUGCUACAGCUUAAAAUAAAGCAUGACUGAUCUUUUGUUUCACGUUUAAAUCCUGAUUGAGAUAUUAAUGGGCAUUAUAUUCUACAACAUAAAUGACACCCAUUAAUAUCAACCAUAAAUUUCUAAGCUGUCAUAUGCUUUAAUUGACUAAGUUGCUAACAAGACUUUAUAUUGAAACAAGAAAUGGUUGCAUUCGACCAACUUCAUGUGACUGCCACUCAAAUUCCAUACUAGUCCACCUUUACAAUAUUUGCCCUGACAGACACAGUUGGCAUCCUACAGUAGAGGAAGAAGUUCUUGAUGGAAUGCUGAACAAAUUUCGAUCUGGCUCUCUAGAUGUUUGUCAGUAACUCUGGCGUUAUAUUUGGAAAGAUGCUGAACUGUUGAGUUAUUUGAAUGUAGUGCCACAUCGGGUGCCACAAAAAUAUAGGUCAAUUAGCCCUUUGCACAAUGAGCAUGACUGAUUGUCAAUAUAUUCUGAACCUAUAUAUUUUAUGUUGAAAGUUGUUCAUCAACAAAACAUCUCUUUAAGUUUUUCAAUGGAAAUUUAAGUAAUAUGCAGACUCUGAUGGUCUCCAGUGAUAAAACAUUGAUCAAAUGUCUUUGUUUGUUGUCUACAUCUAAAUGAUAGUGUAAUGCUUCCUUUUGCAGUUUAUGAGUACCUCUAACAAAUUUUAUUUUUCUUCUUCCUUUUCAUGCCCUUUUAAGCUUGUUAAUUAUCUCUAUGUUUAUAUAUUCUAUAUGUUGUAACCAUUGCCAUAUGUAAACUGAAUAAUACCUUUUAAAAAAAAAGUAAAUAUAAAAAAUUGAGUAUGACACACACCCGCUUUAGGAACGUCACGUCUGUUUACCGUGUAUUCAAAUGCUCCCUUCGUCUUCCUCCUUGUACUUCGGUGACAUUUGAAAUAGUUAACUUUCAUAUACCGUUAAAUAGUGUCUAUAGCAUUUAGUGUCUCUUUGCAUUUAGUGUUCAGUCAAUUUUUUAAAGCAGUUGUUGUUCAUGUAUUAUCUCUGGUGGGUUUACCUUGCUGGCCAGCUAGUUUAGCAAAUCCCUUUUUAUACUGAACUUUUGGAUGAGCUGCUAAGAAUGAAGUUGACUGAUGUCCAUAGUCUUGCUAAAAUGAAUGGUGAAACUCCUUCAGUCCAGGAUAAGGGCUUUAAGUUGCAUGUUUAGAUUUUAUAUUUACCAGAUAUUAUGCACAAGUACAUCAAUCACACAGAAGAGGUGGUUUUUUAUAUAAAAUUUACAAUAAAGACCCCACCCCCAGCAAAAAGACAUUUCGGGAACAAUUGAAAUGCCAGUCUGAACAGUGUGCUGUCUGAAAAAGCAGCACUACAUUGUGGUUGUAAAGGGGCAGUCCCAACUACACAUGAAGAGCGAUGUUGUGUAAUUAUGUAAUUAUGUGUCUGAGAGCUUCAGGACAACAUACCUAUGAAAAUCAAAAGGCUUAAAUGACUAUAAGGGAGUGUCAGUUUCAUUAAUUAUUUCAGGCGUAUUAACAGAUAAAAAAUCAUGUAAAAACUCCAGAGACAGUCCAGAGACUAGGUUAACAUCACAAAAACCUCAGUCAGGUCUAUUUAAAUUAACUUUAUCAAAAUGCUGAUUGUGCUGACUGACAUCUCAGUAUUGUGAACUGAGUAUACAUACUCACCCUUAUAAUUGGAAGACAUAAAUUGAUACAUACAAACUAGCCCUGUUCCAGCAUCAAAUAAGGAGCUUUACUGCUCACUUUAGCAAGAUGAUGGACAUCAAUCUCCCUCAUUUUUGGCAGCUCAUUGAGGCAUCAAAUAUAAAAAGAGCCAGAGAAAGUUGUUAUAGGCUAACUAAGCUAGCCAGCUAGCAAUGCAACUGAAAGGGCACCGGAGAUAAUAUACAAACAAAAGUUAAAAAACUGAUUGAACGAUAAAUGAAAAUGAACCUAAAUACUAUUAAACAGUUUAUGAAAGUAAACUGUAUUUAAAAUGUCACUGAAGUACAAGCAGGCAAAAAAGCAAGCAUAUAAAUUUAUGAGGUGGCAAACUACGUUCCUAAAGCUGAUGCGUCACACUCGGUUGUGCAAGAGAAGGAGAGGUCCAUUUUUAUCAUGCUGAACUUCAUCUAGAAAAGGUGUCAAAUCUCAGCAAAAAUAUCUGGAUGGAUAGGGAUGGUAAGUGAAAACAUACUUCAUUCCAUUUUUGGGUGAACUGCCACUUUAACUAAUUUAACCACCCCCCUUACAAAUUCUCAAGUGUACAUCCAAAGCAGAUUGGGAUUUUCACCUUUAUGAAUUUUUAAGUGUAUAUAGUGUAUAUCCUGCAUUAAAUACAGUAAAGAGCCUCACAUCCAUAUAAACGUUCUGCUGGAUAUUUAUAUCAGAUUUUGUUAAAGUAACUACCCGGACUGAGUAUCCUUGUAGGGCUUUUCACCUUGUAUGAAUCAUGUGGAAAUUUGAAGCAUUUUUUUGGGAAAACACUUCCCAUACUGAGAACAUGUGUAGGGCUUUUCACCUGAAUUUAUUCUUAGGUGUCUCCUUAAAGUAUAUACUGUAUUCAGGGGUUAAAUUUGGGGUGGACACGGUAGGUAAUUUCAUUAACAUAUAAUUUCAUCUAUGCAACAUUUUAAAGAGAGAUGAAUAAAUAGCCCCCACGAA
Anguilla rostrata (American eel) is the source of this 8049-nucleotide messenger RNA. Its product is annotated as zinc finger protein 345-like. The record is from RefSeq and is a predicted model, not a curated record. The coding region runs from base 193 to 2136 and encodes 647 amino acids. The transcript has 3 exons. Lineage: Eukaryota; Metazoa; Chordata; Actinopteri; Anguilliformes; Anguillidae.